Molecule: messenger RNA, 1743 nt
Organism: Olea europaea var. sylvestris
Lineage: Eukaryota; Viridiplantae; Streptophyta; Magnoliopsida; Lamiales; Oleaceae
Product: DEAD-box ATP-dependent RNA helicase 56
Exons: 12
Coding region: 171-1454 (427 amino acids)
Molecular function (GO): RNA binding; RNA helicase activity; ATP binding
Source: RefSeq, a predicted model, not a curated record
AAUCCCUAGGUGCAACUACUUAACCAUCCUACCUUAAGAACCCUAAUUCUUCUCUGCCUCUCCCCCAAAUUUUCCCUUUUUAACAUUUUUCUUUGCAGUCUACUCGAACCCCAAAACCCUUACAAACCGCUAAUCUUUCUAUAAAUUCAGCAGUGAAAGCAGUUGGGAAAAUGGGAGAGAUGAAGGAGAACGACGCAUACGAGGAGGAGCUUCUCGACUAUGAGGAAGAAGAUGAAAAAGCUCCCGACUCUGUGACCAAAGUGAACGGCGAAUCAGCCAAGAAGGGUUACGUGGGAAUUCACAGUUCCGGAUUCAGAGACUUCCUUUUGAAACCAGAGCUUCUAAGGGCUAUUGUAGAUUCUGGAUUUGAGCAUCCUUCAGAAGUGCAACAUGAGUGUAUACCUCAAGCUAUUCUGGGAAUGGAUGUUAUUUGCCAAGCAAAAUCUGGAAUGGGGAAGACUGCUGUUUUUGUUCUCUCAACAUUGCAGCAGAUUGAACCUGUUGCCGGUCAAGUUGCUGCUCUUGUUCUAUGUCAUACAAGAGAACUAGCAUACCAGAUAUGUCAUGAAUUUGAGCGGUUCAGCACAUACUUGCCAGACAUCAAAGUUGCUGUUUUUUAUGGUGGUGUCAACAUCAAAAUCCACAAAGAUCUUCUGAAAAAUGAAUGCCCUCACAUUGUAGUUGGAACACCUGGGAGAAUCCUUGCUCUAGCUAGAGACAAGGACCUUUCUUUGAGGAACGUGAGGCAUUUUAUACUGGAUGAAUGUGAUAAGAUGCUUGAAUCUCUUGAUAUGAGAAGAGAUGUCCAGGAGAUUUUCAAGAUGACCCCUCAUGACAAGCAAGUAAUGAUGUUUUCUGCUACACUCAGCAAAGAGAUCCGACCAGUUUGCAAGAAAUUUAUGCAAGAUCCUAUGGAAAUUUAUGUGGAUGACGAAGCCAAGUUGACCCUUCAUGGUCUUGUACAGCACUACAUCAAAUUGAGCGAGCUGGAGAAGAACCGGAAGCUGAAUGACUUGUUGGAUGCGCUGGACUUUAAUCAAGUUGUCAUCUUUGUCAAGAGUGUGAACAGAGCAGCGGAGCUUAAUAAGUUGCUUGUGGAGUGUAAUUUUCCAUCUAUUUGCAUCCACUCUGGCAUGUCUCAGGAAGAAAGAUUGACACGCUACAAGGGCUUCAAGGAAGGGCAUAAGAGGAUCCUUGUUGCAACAGAUUUGGUUGGUAGAGGAAUUGAUAUUGAAAGGGUUAACAUUGUUAUCAACUAUGACAUGCCAGAUUCUGCGGACACUUAUCUGCACAGGGUGGGAAGAGCUGGAAGGUUUGGUACCAAAGGUCUUGCAAUCACAUUUGUUUCUUCUGCUUCGGACUCUGAUGUUCUCAAUCAGGUCCAGGAGAGGUUUGAAGUGGAUAUAAAAGAGCUUCCUGAGCAGAUUGAUACAUCAACAUACAUGCCUGCUUAGUCCGAUGACAAGGUCUUUCUGGCAGAUGCGGACGCAGUUUGUGUUUUGGUUAUUAAGCUCCUGCUCUUGUAUCUGUUGCAUGUAUGAACUAGUUCGUUGGAAGAAACUGAGACUCCUCUUCUAUGCUUAACACUUCCAAGAUUAUUGUACACCUAAUGAAUCACUAGGUAUUGCCACCUUAGCAGACAGAUAUUUGACAUUUUCAGAUUUGAUUGUGUUGUCUAUGAAAGAUUCUACAGUAAUGUCUCCGAAUUUGUUCGAGGCUAGUUUUCUUGUCUUUUAUGUACCA